Molecule: messenger RNA, 516 nt
Organism: Encephalitozoon cuniculi GB-M1
Lineage: Eukaryota; Fungi; Microsporidia; Unikaryonidae
Exons: 1
Coding region: 1-516 (171 amino acids)
Source: RefSeq, marked provisional
AUGAAGACACCCAGGAAGAGAAUAACGUUCAAGACGCCGAGGAAAGGUGCAAAGACGCCCAUGAGAGAUGGCGGGGCUUCUGAUGCCAAGGAGAACAGGGUUCAGAGAGAAGGGGAUAUAGAGAAACAGAAGAGCCCUGACUCUGCAUCCAGAUACAGGCAGAUUCUUGUUGAGAUGAAGAUGAAGGAAGAAGACUUGAUAGAAAGCUACAAGAGGGAGAACGAGUAUCUGAGAUCCCUAAAGACAGAUGCACUGCUCUACAAGAAGCUUGUUGGAUUCGACAUUGUCGAGAACAACGGGUGCUAUGAGGUGACCCACGAGGUUGUGUCCAACAACAUCACCAAGUCCAUCAAGUUUGUCCUGAUGCCCGAGGACAGCUCAUACAUCUACAAGCUUGUCGAGUCCAGGAAUGUCGAUCUUCCGGACUUCCUCAGCGAGGAGAUAACCUUCGACGAGUGCCAGAUAAAGACCUUCUUUUUCAAGGUGAUGGAGGCGGUCAUCACAAAGAAGAGCUGA